Leguminivora glycinivorella is the source of this 4240-nucleotide messenger RNA. RefSeq names its product sodium-coupled monocarboxylate transporter 1. Gene Ontology annotation, molecular function: symporter activity. The record is from RefSeq and is a predicted model, not a curated record. Gene Ontology annotation, biological process: sodium ion transport; transmembrane transport. NCBI's taxonomy places the organism in Eukaryota, Metazoa, Arthropoda, Insecta, Lepidoptera, Tortricidae. The transcript is spliced from 12 exons. Bases 123 to 2213 code for a protein of 696 amino acids. Gene Ontology annotation, cellular component: membrane.
CGCCGCCGCGCCAUACAGGGCGCACGCAUUGACGUACUCCGCAUACGUGCAUCCAGUAACCCGGUAGUGCAUGAUCGUUUGGGACCACUGCCAAUAUCGCGCUAUAUUUGGAACUCACAACCAUGGCAACAGGGUGGCUAGCAUGGGAGUGCGUAGUUUUCGGCGUGUUCGUGUGCGCGACGUCGUGUGCGCCGCUGUGGCGAGCGCGCGGCGCAGGCGCCGGUGGGAGCGCCAAACGCGCGUAUAUAUUCGCGGGGGGCGGGGUUAGCACGCUAACCAUGGUGCUAUCUGUUGCUAGAGGGACGCUUGGAGUGAGGAGCUUUUUGGGUUUUCCAUCAGAGCUGGUCUACCGAGGGUCUGCAAUGUGGGAGACCCUGUACGGGAUGAUCCUGGCCUUCCCGCUAGUCUGCUGGGUCUUCGUGCCUGUGUACUACAGGCUACAGACCAACUCCGUCUACGAAUACCUACAGAUGCGUUUCCACUGCGCCUGGGUCCGCCGAGCGGCUGCUGCCACCUUCCUCGUCCGCCAGCUCUUGAACCUGGCCGUCACUGUGUUCACUCCAACGGUGGCACUUCAUGCUGUGCUGGCGUUGCCUCAUUGGGCAUCAGCAGCGGCUUUGACUGCUGUUGGGAUAGUUUUUAAUUUGCUUGGAGGACUUUCUGCUGCUAUCAAAGCCGACGUGAUCCAAACAAUGACAAUGAUACUAGUGAGCGGUGCUUUCAUAAUCCAAGCGACCAUUCGUGCCGGCGGCCCGCAGAAAGUUCUAGCAGACAAUAUCGAUGGAGGCAGACUGCAGUUCUUCAAAUUUCACUGGGACCCAACGAUCCGCGUGGAUACCCUCUCAGCCAUUGUGGGCCAGCUCUUCAUGUCGCUAUCCAUCUACGGCUGCCAACAGACCUUUGUCCAGCGAUACUGUUCCAUGAACAGUGAAGCUCGAGUUCGGAGGACCCUGUUAGCUAAUGUGCCGGCUGUAGGUGUACUCUUCAGCUUGUCUUGGGUUGUUGGUAUGGCGCUCUAUGCUGUCUACAAGUACUGCGACCCGCUGAUGUCCGGCAGGAUCGCGGCUCCGGACGAGGUGUUACCGUUUUACGUUCAGGAUCAAUUCAGCUUCCUACCUGGCAUGCUUGGACUGUUCUUGGGGAGCUUGUUCAACGGGGCUUUGAGCUUCUUAGUAUCCAACGUGAACUCCCUGGCUACUGUGACAUGGGAAGACUUUGUGUCAGCCGCACCAGCGUUUCAAGGUAUCUCUGACAAGCAGCAGCUUACUGUGAUCAAGAUCAUUGGAGUUAUCUAUGCCAUCAUAAUCAUGUGCCUCUCCCUCUGCGUGGGCAUGGUCGGUGGCGUCAUCGAAGGCUCCAUGCUCGUCACCUCAGCCACCUCCGGAGCCCUACUUGGAGUCUUUGUGUUAGCCACUCUCUGUCCUAUCGCCAAUGGGAAGGGAGCGUUAUGGGGAAUGAUUGCAGCUCAUUUUAUCACUACCUGGAUGGCGGCCGGAAGGUUGCUGUAUGUAGAUACCAGUGUGGCUAUGCUGCCGUUGUCUGUUGAUGAAUGUCCUAACGGAACGAUGAACGUGUUCCACAAGCCGCUGCCAGUCGGAGUGAACCAGACGCUGAUGCAGCUGGAACAUCUGCUGAACGUGAACACGAGUCGGGUGUACGUCCCCCAGGAGUCUGUGAUCACCUCGGCCCUCCACCGAAUGUACGCGGUCUCGUAUAUGUGGUACGCCGUCAUCGGCACCUUCACCUGCGUCAUCAUCGGCUGCAUCAUCGGAGCCAUCACCAGCACCGAAGAUGAUGUCUUCGAUGAGCGGCUGCUGCAUCCGCUGGUAGUCAAGAUUUAUAAUAAGAUGCCAGGAAAGAAACGCACCUACAGUAACGAGAAAGCCAAAACACCAGAAAAGGACUCCAGUGAAAAAACUGACGUCACAUUAGCAGAAGAUUUGAAAGAAACAAAUUCUACCAAAAUCCCAAGCCCUGCAGUUAAAAAACAGGAAAAAGAACAGCCAGUGUUUGGUACAAGUAGUAGUAAAGAUGCACCAACAGUGGAUAUAAAAAGUGCGUUUUUAAAUCCAGCAAAAAUUGCUAUAACAGCUAUGAAAACUCAGCCAAAAGAUACACCGGCAGUUGCUUUUGCAACGACGAGUAGUAGACAUUUUGAUGCUUACGAUACUAAUGUUAAAGGAUCGCCUCUGCCUGUGAGGACUCGGUUGUGAUGGGGAUAUUAAAGUAAUAUUUGUGAUAAAAUAUAGUAUAUAAAUAUAACACAGGGAUUAAUAAAGAGAAUAAGGGCAAUGUUCAUGAGAGAUUUGAAAAUGUUUGAUAUGAAGACGUAGAGAGUAGAGACCAUUGAUAUGGGUUCUCAACUUGAUGUCAAGAUAAUAUCGUAGGUCGAUUACUAGAUUAAGAGCGUUUUGUGUCGUUGAUUAUGAUUGUGAAGAAUUUAAGCAUUGUUUUGUAAGCAUAACACACAAAAAUUAACACUCAACACUAGUGAUUACACCAAUAUGCCUAACACAGGAAAAACUAUAUAGAUAACACAGGAAAUUGAUGGUUAUGACAGAAAUAAUUAUUAUGAUUUUUUUUUUAUCGUUGUGUUCAUCGUAAAGUAUUUUAAGUGAUGUGAGGUCAUUGGUGGAGCAGGUAACAGGUACACGGAAUUGUUUUUCCGUUGCUGGCUGUACUAACCUGAGUUUUUUUUGCUAUAAUAUGGCUUAGCAUUACAAAGUGUCUUUAUAAAUUACUGUUAUGAUAUUUUUACACUUUGUUCUCUCAAAGUGGCGCAUAAUUAGCUUGGUCAUACUCUUAGUUGUGUUAUAUAUUGGUUAAAUUAACCAUGUUAAUAUAAAUAUUAUGUUAAUGUAGAUUACCGAAGGGGCCAACAGACUACCAGUUCGCUGGACUAUAUAAAUACCGGCGAACAACCUGACAAACAUAUAAUUAGUGUCAAUCUGAUUUUAUAUUCAAUUGUAAUAAUGUUUCCAGUAUUGAACUGUAAUUGUAAUUUAUUUGAAAAAAAAAUUUUAUGACAUUACAGAUAAAUCCAAUGCGUCAUGAAAUUAAAUUUCAAAAAACAGUAAAUAAGAACAUAAAAAAAUAGUACAAUCAAUUAAAGUUUUACAACUAAACAAUUGAUUUGGGCGAUGACGGAACAGUAUAAAUGCUUUGGCUCCGGCAGUAAAUUUAUAUUGUACUUCUGUUGAAUAAAUGAAUAAACUCAUAUCGUCUGGCGAACAUCUAUUCUUAUGACAGAGCCAGACUGCGGUUUGACCGCCGAGUAGCGUCAAUGACUGACACUUCAGGGACGCGGGCUGGUAAUCUGCAGACCCCUUUAAUUUGAUCUGUGGUACUUAAAGUACCUAUGUUAAAUUAAUAUUUAUUUUAAGAAGCCAUGUUUCCAGUAUUGGGAAGUAUAGGCUGAUAAAUGACUUAUUUACAAGUUUAUUACCGAAAUUAUUUAGAUUAGGUAUUAUAUAAUAGUAUAUUAUGCCUGUAGAGCAUGUUAAAACGAUUAAUUGAUGGUCCAAAUUAAAAAAAAAAUUGUAGUCAAUAUUGAUUAAUGUGAAUUCUGUUAAAUAUGUUCUAAGUCCAUGCGUCAUAUUAAAUGAUGCUAACUCAAAUCAAGUAUAAAUUGAUGGAAACUAUAAUAAAUUUUAUUAUUACUACACAAAGGGGCUAUACCUUUUGUAAAUAUUAAGUUAUUACUACACAAAGGGGUUAUACCUUUUGUAAAUAUUAAGUAAUCUAUGGGACAAGUGAGUUAGUACGUGAAAAUUGCGCCUUAUGGAACAGAAAAUAAAGUUUUUGAGUUAUUAAUUAAUAUUUUAAUCUAGGAAAAGCAAACUCGUCCAUAGUGAAAGGGCCUAUAGGUUAUAGACCCUUUCACUAUGGUUUAUAUUUGUUACGAGGUUCGAUUCGAGAAACGUCAAAAAUUAGAUAAAUACGAUAUGGAUCGGAUAGACCAGUCUCAAGUGGUGUUUUUGUUUGAACACGACGUUGGCAUAUCCUAUCCAUAUCAAACUUAGAUCUAUUUUUUGCAGUUGUUAUUUGAAUGUUUAAGAUAUAAAAUAAAAGACAUAAAACGGCCACCGGCCUUUAUUUAUGUGAUCUUUCUCAGUAUUAGUUAUUUUAGUAAGUUAACUAUAAUAUAAGUACUCAAUUAAGGUAUGUUGGAUGGAGUGCCAAUAUUUUUGUAAUAUUAUUAUGAUGUGAUAACGCAGUGCAAUAAAUAUUUUUGAUUAUG